UCAGAGAUUGUUUGCUAAUUAAGAAGAAUGACUCCAAGCACACUCUUCUGUUUGGUAGCAGGAGUGACUGGAGCUCAGCUGUGAUGGUCCCCCAGUGAGGUGCAAUACACUAAUUGGCUCAGAACAUGUUAUUAGGCUGGUUACUCAAGACUGUUGUGAAAGUCUUUGAAAAGAUUCAGGUCCCUGUGUCCAGGAUGUGUAGCGACACUAUCAUAUCACAGUUACCAGUCUUGCACAUUGGAUGGUAUGACUUUUUUUCCCCUGCAUUUGUGAAGCUUUUAUUAUGAUGCGUCUAUGGGAAAUGAAAUGCGAGCUUGGCAGAUUCGCUGAUGUCUGCAAGGCAAGAUAUAAACAUCUUGUCCUGUGCCAGGAAAACUCGAGCAAUUGCUCGGUACCUCCACCCUGAUUUAAAUUAGGAUAAGUGAUUUGUGAUAUGCUCCUGAAGUGAGUCCCUUUUAUGGAUUCAAGGCCAUAUAAACUCCACAGUUGAUAAUUGCAGUGCAAGAGCAUGCAUGGCUUUGGAAGCAGUUAUUGUUCAUGCAAUAACUGAGACAGGCAGCCGACUCUCCUAGGAGGAGCCACUGAAAUCCCAUGAAGAUGAAGGUCAUGUCCCAGUCGGACCUGUUGAGCUUGGCUCUCAGUGGAAACCUUAUGCUCCGGAGAGAAUGAAUGAUAAGGAAAAUAAAAGACUGAACUGCCUUUGUGCCCUAUGAACUGCGCAUGUUCUUUUUCUUGUUGAUCUAGGUUCAGAUAAAUGAGUGAAAUAGUCUUUUAAACUGUGUGUGUCCUUUUCUUUUUCUAAGGAAAAGACUUUUUAAAAUAGUUUUGGAUGUAUUUCAAUAGCAGAGGCACAACACCUAAAUAGGGAGGCAGAGAGAAUAAGCAGAGCUUUGAGUAAUUAGAAGUCAGGUCUGUUGACAGAUGUUGGACUGAGCGUGCAGUUUGACUGGCCAGAGGUCCUGGUCAGGUUCUCCUGCUGUGGAGGCGAGCUGAGGGCGUGCCAAGACAUUCCGCGUGUCACUUUCUGUACAGCCGGCCCACUUCUCUCUUAUUUAGUAAUUUCCUUUAGGGAAAAAAAAGUAAGCGGACUAAAAGGAAGUGAGAUUGCUUACUUGCUGACUUUUCAGUCAGUUCCUUUUAAGAGCUCGGGGAAGAAGGAUUGUACCUGUCUUUCUAAUACUGUCACCAUUUGAAUCUUCUUUUUAUGAAGCAUUUUUAAUUAUUAUUAUUUUUUAAAUAAUGGAUUUUACAAAAAUGCAGGAAGCAGCGGAGUGCAACAUGAAAAUGCAUCCCAUGUGGCAGGGACCCCUCGUGGUACCAGGAGGGGAUCGUCAGUCGCCAAUUGAUAUUGUCGUACGCAAGAGCAUCUUUGAUUCAAAGCUGAAGCCUCUGGUUACCAAAUACGACCCGCAUACUUGCCAACAAAUCUGGAACAACGGUUACUCGUUUCUGGUCGAGUACGAUGACACUACAGACAAGUCCACGCUACAAGGGGGCCCCAUGGAAGACAAAUUUAGGCUUUGCCAGUUCCACUUCCACUGGGGUGAGACCAACGCCUGGGGCUCAGAGCACACCGUGGACAAGAAGCUGUUCCCCGCUGAGCUCCACUUGGUCCACUGGAACUCUGACAAGUACAGUCUGUUUGAGGAGGCAGUGAUGGAGGAUAACGGGCUGGCGGUUAUUGGAGUUUUUCUGAAGGUGGGAAAGAGACACGAGGGGCUGCAGAAACUGGUGGACGCUCUGCCUGCAAUCAGACACAAGAACAGUGUAGUAGCGUUUAACCGGUUCGACCCCGGCUGCCUGUUGCCCACCAACACAGAUGACUACUGGACGUACCACGGCUCUCUGACCACGCCUCCUCUGACAGAGUCUGUUACCUGGAUGAUUAUGAAACAGCACAUAGAAGUCAGCCAUGAGCAGUUGGCUGUCUUCCGGAGCCUUCUUUUCACCUCAGCCGAGGAGGAUAUGCAGAAGAGCAUGGUGAACAACUUCCGUGUGCAGCAGCCUCUCCGGGGCCGUGCCGUCCGCUCCUCCUUCAAUCCCUUCCUGAAGGAGGCGCCAUCCACUGAAGGCGACAAGCACAACCACUGAUGCUGCUAGACCCUUUUGUCUUCUCUUAGAGUAACUCACACAGUGACCACUGUCCACACUUCUGUUGUUUUCCUUUCUUCAUGCUGUCAGAACAUGUUGUUGCUCAUCAACAUCUGAUGCUGGAAGCAGGUUUUUAGAGUGUAGCACAAUGUAGGGGGGAUGUAAGCAAACUGUUUCUGAUUGGUUGCGGUUUUUAUUUUCUUUUACAAUUUGGUUUGACUGUUGCAGACCAAAAGCCAAUAAGGGAUGCUUGCUGUGGGGAAAAAGAAUAUUGAUAAGAAUGGUAUUUAUUCUAUAUUUACAGUCUUUUCAGUUACUGUAUGUAAAGUUUGUAGCUACAGCUGUGUGUAGGGAGUCACACCGAGCUGCAGGUACAAACUUCAUGGUCACAGCUACAGCAGAGAGUGCUCUGAUCUCCUCGCUGUGAUGUUUUUAUCCUUAUAAGGAGGCAGGAGCUACUGUAAGUUUACAACACAAUGCCCUGGAGAUUUUACCAAACCGUCAGGGGGAACGUGCCUCCCCAGUAAAAUACUCAACAUAUCUAAAAUCAUCAGUGUUUUACCACUUGUACCACAAUGUCACUUUUUUAAUUCUUAAAGUUGUAAGAUUUACUGUUUUGUUUUUUUCCAUCUACACACUUUAAACCUUUAGUGUCGUAGCCUAUAAAGAGUUAUUUAUAUAUUAUACUUUAUACAUCUUUGUUUUAUUCGGACAUCCUAUAAUUUAAAGAGUCUGAAAGCUGACUCUAAGCUUUGGUUCUUCUACAUAGAACCUGUGUAAUACGCACAAUCAUGCCUGGUUACUAUAGCACAUACACGCAUCCUGAUUGACCCAGAGUGCAUGUACCUGUGUCACACUGGUGCACCCAGUUACUCUGGCUCACAGUGAUCUCCAUUAGACACUAUAACCGCCGUGCCUUUAAAUGUUCUCUGUGUGGCUCACUGCUUUUGGCAGCUUCACCCUCACCCCUCUCAGGAUGGAAAGUAUCUGUUCCCCCAAGAUAUAGCUCGGGUACAGUGGUUGGUGGUCACUCUCAGAAAUGGUGGAGGCUCAGCUGCUAUUUACUGCAAUGCUCACCUCUUACUUCCCAGACAGGUGUACUAAGAAGUGAAGAGUCAGUUUUCAGUGUUACAAAGGAAGCUCUGUUUGCGCUCUAUACCUACUUAUGGUGAACUCGUAACCUGGUCUGCAGCAGAGUCAGUUAUCAGUUCAGCUCAUUUUGGCUUGGCCAAAAACUAAACUGAUUCCACUGAUCUCUCUUCAUUACAGUAUGGGACGGCAUCAGACCUGCAUGCACAGGUGUAAAGCUUUAAAGUUGCAGCUGUCAUGGUAACCUAAAGAUGUAUUUGCAUAUAAAAUCCCAGAAUUAACAGUUUUCUUCAGCAUUGAGCUUAUGACUUAUUGGUAACAUCACUGUUGGUUUUAUUGACCUCCUGAAUAAAGCAGGCCAGCAGUCUGGAUUAACCACAGUUUGAGGCUUUGUUGAACCAGCCAACACAAAGAAAGCCUGACUAUGUUGAACUUGCUUCAUAGUACACCUGUCUGGUAAUUUGAAUGAAUCGAGUUGUAAUUGGGAGGAAGCUGCUGUCUUUAUUAGUCUCUGUGGUGCAGUUGUUGUGUUUUAACAGAAGAUUAAUCGCACUAAUGUGAUAGAACAAAUCAGUCUGCUGUUUUUGGAUUGGAAGGGGUUUAAAGUUACAGUUAUAUUUAGCAUAAAAUGUAAUGUAGAAUCCACAUCAUCAUUAUUAUUAUUAUUAUUACGAUUGAUGUUUUAAAGCUAAAGACCUUUUGCAGGAUGUACUUGGAUAGGUCACAGGAGGAUAAAUUACCUCUAAUGUUGCAGCAUGUUUUUAUUUUUAUAUACAAGGAUUCCACUAUUUGAGUUUCACCUGUAACCUAUCCAGAGGGGACCUAUUAUGCUUGUUUCCAUCGACAUAUUUUUAUUCUUGGUCUCUACUUGAGUAGCUUUGGUUAAUUCAUGGUUCAGGAUGAAUUUCUUUCUUCUGAUUGGCUGCUGUUCAUAAACAACAGGUGGGUGGGGAUUCUGCACUCACAGAGAGCUGUGUGCCAGAGUGCUUUGUCACCUGUGACAUUGUACAGGCAAAAAUAUCUGCCAUUUAGAGCAGCGAUAAGCCUGUUUUUUGUCUCACAGUGCACCAUUUAAAACUGAAUAUGAAGAUUCAUCAUUUUAGCAUAAUUAUAUGACAGAAUAUGAAGAAAAAAAGCAUAGUAGUUUCCCUUUAAAGAUGUAAACUAGAAUAAAUUAAAAUGAUAUGCAGAUCCAGUGCAGGGACACAAAGGUUUUGAAAUCGGGAACGAUUUUAAUGCAAUGUUACAUCAUCUAGAAAGGUUUAGCAGUUGUCAUGCUUUGGCUCAUGUCCAGCAGCCGCAGUGCUCGAAAUUGGACUGUGCAGCAACGUCAGAAAGCUAAAAGGAAGUUUGAGGUAAAGUUGAGAGAGGAGGAGGGUACUGAUGGAACGAUAGAAGGAGACAUGCAUGCAGAGACCUGUCUGGCUCUGAGAUUGGUCUUAUUUCAGGACUGCAAACUGGAACAUCGCACCAUAUCUGGCCACUUCUAACGUCAUCUGUGUGCAAAGGUUUUCUCCAAUGGCAUACAGUUGCACUGAAGUGGGGUGAGAGGUCAUGGCUGUCUUAAUGAUCCCUCUGUAACAAUGCAACUAUCCAAACUUGCCCUCCUCCUGUCACCGAGGCUCACGUGAUUCUUUAACGCCCUGCUCCAUCUCCCCCGCGGGUCAUCCGUUGGCCCCCCAGUCGAAGCAGAGCACGAAGCUGCACAGCGACUGGACUUCAGUGGACAUGUAUUGAAAAGAUGCGAUGUGCACUGGGUGAUGUUAAUUGUUGUGACGGCUGCAGACUGGCUAGAUAAACAGUGAGGGGCCCGCAGAAGGCAGAAAAGAUUUUAGCGUGAAGUUGAAGUGGAAUUUGAUAUGGUGGUGUGCUUGGGGUUUUUUUCUUCUUCUUUGUUCAGUGUAUUGUACUAACACGGGAGACAAGGGACCCAGUGCUGCCUUCAUCGUGUACAGCUGUAUUUUAUUCAUGUAUUUGAAUUGUGCACCAUCAUCUGCUGUGGUUUUUCAUGGCUUUUUACUCAUGUUGUUACUUUCUUAUGCCUUUUUAAAAAAAAUUGCAGUGCUGUUAAUAUUAACAUAUUACAAUGCUCACAGUCAGUGCAGACUGAUUAUUUAAAUGGAUUGAUCUAUCAAAGUAUGAGGCGCUAGAAAUCUGUUUUUGGUGCUUUUCUUGAUUGACUGCUAAAUAUUAUAUAUAUUUUUGCAUCAAUGAAAUCUAAUAGAAUAUAAAGUCUUCCAUUUUUUUGUGUUUUAAUCCAUAUCAUUGCCUGCUUUUCUAAUCAUGGAGAUACUACAGGUCCUACUGUACUUUAUUAAAAAAUAUUUUGCAUCUUUACUUCAUCUUUCCUAGUCUUCUGUGGCUCACUGUGAUGUUUUAGCAGGUGUAUGAUGUGUACACUGUAUGCAGUGCAUAUUUUAGCUGUUUAUUUGUUGAGUGUGUAGCCCACAUUCCUGCCCUGCAGGGCCCUGCUAGGCCAUCCAGCAGUGCAUGUUGGAAGACCCUCCUGAUCCUCAGGUGGCGAUAUUGAAAACCACCCAACAUCGAUGGAAACAUGAUUGUAGUUAGACUGAUGUUAAUAAAUGAUGUAAAAUAAUAAAGUAUCAUGUGAUGUAAAAA
Molecule: messenger RNA, 5799 nt
Organism: Maylandia zebra (zebra mbuna)
Lineage: Eukaryota; Metazoa; Chordata; Actinopteri; Cichliformes; Cichlidae
Source: RefSeq, a predicted model, not a curated record